AGUAUAUAAGUCCUAGAGAAUACAGUUAUUGCUAAGAGACUUAGCACCAAAUUCAAAGACUUAUAUCAAAUACUAAUUCAGUUACCCAGUAUGGCAUCUUGGAAGAAGACCAUCACAUCCCCAUUCAAAAAAGCUUGCACUUUCUUUAACCAGCAACCACCAAGGGACGAUAAGAAGUCUCAAACAGCAGAGCAAGAGAACCGUGUAAUGGAUCUGCAUGGUGAAGUUAUGGCAUGCGGUUAUGAAGAUGUUCAAGUUAUGUGGUCUAUCCUUGAUAAGUCCAAAUCCACAUCCUGCAAUAUAACUACUACAUAACUUGAGCCAACUCUUUCCAUUUACCAAGCAAACAGUAAAAAAAAAAAAAAGGUCUAAUGAAACAAUUAGCAUAUGUUUUUGUAUGCUAAUGUUGGUCAUGAUUGCAUCAUACUAGCUUGUUUUAGCUAUCUGACUAGCUUUUGAAUCUGGUAUGAAUGUAAUUCUCAUUGUAGAAAAUGAAAAAUGAAAAAUGAAAAAAAAAAACAAAAAGGAUAUGUAGGUGUUUGAUAGGUUUGAAUCAGUUCCUCUUUUACUUUGAUGAUGGUGGUGGCAGUUUCACUUUGUAAUUUUUGCAAGUCAAGGUGUUAUAUCAAUAGGGAAUCCCCAUGAU
Molecule: messenger RNA, 646 nt
Organism: Gastrolobium bilobum
Lineage: Eukaryota; Viridiplantae; Streptophyta; Magnoliopsida; Fabales; Fabaceae
Exons: 2
Coding region: 91-315 (74 amino acids)
Source: RefSeq, a predicted model, not a curated record